Messenger RNA from Hypomesus transpacificus, 1122 nucleotides. RefSeq names its product zinc finger RNA binding protein 2 (gene zfr2). Gene Ontology annotation, cellular component: precatalytic spliceosome. The transcript has 5 exons. NCBI's taxonomy places the organism in Eukaryota, Metazoa, Chordata, Actinopteri, Osmeriformes, Osmeridae. The coding region runs from base 375 to 965 and encodes 196 amino acids. The record is from RefSeq and is a predicted model, not a curated record. Gene Ontology annotation, molecular function: single-stranded RNA binding; double-stranded RNA binding.
CAGUGGCCCCUCGAGAACCAGGGUUGGACACCCCUGCUGUAGGUCCAUUAGGUGACUUUAGUCAGUCUGUAUACGGAAGUGAAAAGAGGGUUUAUGAUAGAUUGAUCAUCCCUUGGAGGCUGUGGUGAGGGUUUUCGAUCAUCUUUGAGCAUCUCCGAUUCUAGAUCGCUCUGGAUAAGACCCUCUGCUGAAUGACUAAAUGUAAAUGUCGACACUCGACGUUUGCUGCUCUUUCGUCGGGAUUUGACUCGCUCUUCGAUCUCGAUUCUUUGGCGAUCCAGGUCUGAGAUCUUCGUUGAUGUAGAUCUGGAUCUCGGGGGAAUGACUGCAGCAGCAAGCCACGAGUCAGUGUGUUUUGAUGUGUGUGUGUGUGUAUGUCUCCUCCUUCCCCAGGCGUGUGUGACAAGGAUCCUCCUGACGUGCUGAACAAGAGGAGGUGUCUGGAGUACCUUGCUGCCCUCCGACACGCCAAAUGGUUCCAGGCCCGUGCCAACGGUCUUCAGUCGUGUGUGAUCAUCAUCCGAGUGUUGAGGGACCUGUGCCAACGAGUGCCAACAUGGGGCAAGAUGCCAGGCUGGGCCAUGGAGCUGCUGGUGGAGAAGGCCAUCAGCAGUGCUACAGGUCCUCUGAGCCCGGGAGAGGCAAUGCGUCGCGUCCUGGAGUGCAUCGCCACGGGCAUCCUACUACCAGACGGGCCUGGUCUGCUGGACCCGUGUGAGAAGGACCAAACCGACGUCCUGGAGACCCUGACCAAACAAGCCCGAGAGGACAUCACAGCCAGCGCACAGCAUGCAUUGCGCCUGCUGGCGUUCCGCCAGAUCCACAAGGUCCUGGGGAUGGAGUCCCUGCCCGCGUCCAAGGCCAGCGCCCGCAACCGCAAGCGCCGCCGGGACGGCAGCGACGCCGGGGAGGGCGAGGGCGAGGGCAAGAAGGACAAGAAAGAGGAGAGCGCCGAGGACGCUUGAGCCCCCCCUGCUGGCCGCGAGCUGGUACUGCAGGUAGAGGGCCCUCUCCCAACGACAACAACAACAACAACAAACGGAACCCUCCUUCCUGCCUUGUAGAAGUCACUGAUCUGACGUGGGUUGGGAUGGGUUUGAGUCGCGCUGGGGGGGGGGGGGG